CAACUAAUGGGAAAUGUCAUGUACGCCUGUAAAAUUUCAAGUGGUCUUCAAUCCGUUCGUCGGUGGGACCUUCGCGCUUGUUUGGAUGGACUGGUCCAUCCCAUGUGGACGAUGUUGGCAUACAUUAGGAUUGCCAAGGCUCAAAAUUGUCCUAUCGGUACAAUGAUUAAUACAGGACCCACGAGGGCGACACUGUUUAUUCGCAAUGAUAUCCAGUGCUAGCGCGAGAUGGACGACAAACGUCCUUCAGGCUAUCCAAGAAGCACUUUGCUCACGUAGUUGGAAUAUUCCUACAAA
Messenger RNA from Serpula lacrymans var. lacrymans S7.9, 297 nucleotides. RefSeq lists its product as uncharacterized. Bases 7 to 222 code for a protein of 71 amino acids. The transcript is spliced from 2 exons. The record is from RefSeq and is a predicted model, not a curated record. NCBI's taxonomy places the organism in Eukaryota, Fungi, Basidiomycota, Agaricomycetes, Boletales, Serpulaceae.